UUGUUGAGCUCAGGCGCUCGCCGUAGUGCUGCCCCGCAGUGCCGAGGCGGGGCUCGACCAAGAUGGCGGCGGCAGCAGCGGCGGGGGGCGCGGCGGAUGCUCAGGCCCGCUUCGGCCACUCGGUGAAGGGGCUGCUGACCGAGAAGGUUACGAGCUGCGGCACCGACGUGAUCGCCCUCACCAAGCAGGUGCUGAAAGGCUCCCGGAGCGCCGAGCUCCUGGGUCAAGCUGCUCGAAACAUGGUGAUGCAAGAAGAUGCCAUCCUGCAUUCGGAAGACAGUUUAAGGAAAAUGGCCAUAAUAACCACUCAUCUACAAUACCAGCAGGAAGCAAUUCAGAAGAAUGUUGAGCAGUCAUCAAACCUACAGGACCAGCUGAAUCACUUGCUAAAAUGAAGCAUAGCUGAAGUCACAAGGACGUCUCAACCGGUGCUGAGGGCAGCCAGCAGUCCUUUCCCCUCCCGAGUCAGCUAUUUAGUGCUCUGGCUGGCUGGGGCUGGGUGUCAGCUGGGAUGUAUGCAGAGCGUGUGUUCCUGAGCAUAUGGGCGCCUCUCAUGUUCCCAUCCACGUCUCCAUCUCUGGAACGCACGCCUGCUUGCCUGCAUCGAACCGAAACAAACUCAGCAGAAACUUUCCUUCCCCCGAUGAUUCCUGUGCUCGUUUACUUUCUGUGAGUAGCAUGAAGUGCUCGGCCGCACCAGCACCUCAGGCAUCCAAGCCGUUCAGCUAACGGAUCACUGGGCAUAUGCCUGAAAUGGUUGGCCAGUGCAGCAUCCAGCAUGUGAUACUCCUUCUGUCCAAGGUCUUUUGUCUUUCAUGGCUGUAGUAGGGUGAUUUUCCUUUCUGUCUCUAACCUCUGCUCAGUUAGGAACCAUCUCCUGUGAGAUGAUGGAAGGAGGGUCGUUAUGUCUGCCCAGGACCAGGAAUCACAGAGCCAGUUUUUUCAGACACAUUUGUUUUCCCUCAUCCCUCCCCCCCAAGAAAUGCAGAAAAUAGAGCUGUGGGUUUUAAAUACACAUGCCUGCAGUUUGACACUGGUACUUGGGCAUGGAGAUGAUCAGUGCGAUUUAUUUAGGGCAUGUUAAUCAGUGGGAGCUCUAAGUGCUCUGGUGGGUGAGAGUGGUGCUUCAGUGCAGACUGAGGUGCCAGUCCCAAGGCAGAAUUUUUAAAAGCAGGAAUCUGGGCACGCACCCUCUGUCAGUGGUCCAGCUGGAUACUGUUUGAUAAGCAUCCUGCUCUGAGGUUAUCUUAUUUUCCACAAAGCCGGAGUCUGGAACGUCCUCCCCUUGCCAGCCCAUCUGCACUGCCUUUGGCCUUCAACUGCAUUCCUGUUCCUGGGCUGCUGCUCCAGCUCUCAAUUAAACAGUCUUGGAUGUGUUGUGUGUUUGUAUGGGAUCGGGAAGGUAUCCAAAGGCACAGCUGGGAAGCGGGUAGUGGGGGGGAAAAGGCAAAAAAAAAAAUACUGCAAGCCUGUAUUCACUUCUGAACUGUUGUGUGUAUGAGGAUUAGCAGCUGGGCUCCUGUUCACUUCCCAGGGAGCAAGAUUGGGUCCAGGCUAUAAAUAUUGUGUCUGGUUUUUGUAAGUCACUUAUCUGGAGCACUUGGAGCACACUGGAAGCACUUCAUUGCCUGAGUGUGCUUUUCAUCAGCUGAUAUGACAAGGCAGAUGGAUAGCGGAGAUCAGCCGCCACGUUCCUGUUGUAGAUCUGCAGCGAAGUGCUGCAGGGUUUCGGUUCCCGCGUGGCAGAGCCUUUUCUUGGGCUGGUUUUACUCUGAUUGCCAUCCUUUGCACUGCUGCUGCCUGCUCGGGCCUCACCUUGUGGCAGCCCAUCUCCUGCGUCCCCGUGAAGGUACUGCUGUCAGCCCAGGCUAAUCUAAUCAGCCCAGCAGUACUGUUAGCUUAUGCUGUGUGCUGUGCCUCUACUCUAACGUGGACACAGCCCAGGAGGGUGUAAAAAGCUAAAAUGAUUUGCUUUACUGUCGUAAAAGGCUUGGGUUUCUA
Molecule: messenger RNA, 2001 nt
Organism: Dromaius novaehollandiae (emu)
Lineage: Eukaryota; Metazoa; Chordata; Aves; Casuariiformes; Dromaiidae
Gene: BORCS7
Product: BLOC-1 related complex subunit 7
Exons: 5
Coding region: 63-395 (110 amino acids)
Cellular component (GO): BORC complex
Source: RefSeq, a predicted model, not a curated record